Molecule: messenger RNA, 2984 nt
Organism: Aethina tumida (small hive beetle)
Lineage: Eukaryota; Metazoa; Arthropoda; Insecta; Coleoptera; Nitidulidae
Product: pyruvate dehydrogenase phosphatase regulatory subunit, mitochondrial
Exons: 15
Coding region: 146-2863 (905 amino acids)
Cellular component (GO): mitochondrial matrix; cytoplasm; mitochondrion
Molecular function (GO): protein binding; oxidoreductase activity
Source: RefSeq, a predicted model, not a curated record
UAUAACCUUAAAAGUCAAAUUCUUGUUAAAAAUAGACUUCGUAAAGUGAAUUUAAUUUCCUCUUGCUUGUAAUUGAUCAUGUAGAAGCCGCACAAAGACACAAUUACAUUUAAAAGUAAAUCGCCCGUUCAGCUUAUCGGACAACAUGUUACCGAUCAACAGAGUGCUGCGAAAAUCCCGAUUCCCCUACAGGUACAUCUCCAACGCCCUCGACACUCCAGAGGAGGCCGAGACGAUAAAUCAUGUGUCGCCGCCGAGCGAAGCCCGGGUCGUCAUUUGUGGAGGAGGCGCCAUGGGGGCCUCAGUGGCCUAUCAUCUUGGAAAGUUGGGUUGGGGUCCCAACACCGUUCUUAUAGAACAGAACAGAAUUGGUGGUGGAACAACUUGGCAUUCCUCUGGCCUGAUUGGAGUGUUCAAGCCUAGUUACUCUCAAGUCCAAUUAACUAAGUCCAGUGUUAAUUUAUACAAAGAAUUGGAGAGCAAAGGUCUGUCAACUGGUUGGAAGCAAUGUGGAAGCUUAAACUUGGCCCGCACGAGGGACAGGAUGACCGUCUUCCGAAGGAUGCAGGCACAAUCGACUCCAUGGCAAAUCGAAUGUGAAAUAUUGACUCCGCGUCAAUGCAAAGAAAAGUGUCCUCUGUUAAACGUGGAUGAUCUUCUGGGAGGUUUGUGGAUUCCUGGUGAUGGUGUAGGUGACCCUUAUGAAGUCUGUAGUACUAUCGUAAACGAAGCUAAAAAUAUGGGCGUACAAGUAAUCGAAAACUGCACCGUUCAAAAGGUCAAUCAAAAGGACGGCUGGAUCAGCAGCGUGGAAACGACGUUGGGCAAAAUCCAGUGCGAAUAUUUUGUGAACUGUGCCGGUUUUUGGGCGAGGGAAGUGGGCCAGAUGUCCGAACCGUACGUUAAAGUUCCCUUGCACGCUGUCGAACACUAUUAUUUGCACACCAAACCAAUCCCGGGAUUAGAUCCACUGACACCAGUCGUCCGAGAUCAGGAUGGCCACAUCUACUUCCGUGAAAACAAGGGACGCAUUUUAGCUGGUGGCUUUGAACCAGUUGCUAAGCCCGUUUUCGAAGACGGAAAAAUUCCUUUGAACAGUAAGCAUCGUACGUUGCCGGAAGAUUGGGAUCACUUCCACGUAUUGCUUGAGCAACUGCUGCACCGAGUCCCGAACAUUGGUGACUCAUAUUUCGAUAGAUUGUGCAACGGACCGGAGGCUUUCAGUCCUGACUGCAAGUGGAUUGUCGGAGAAGCGCCGGAGAUCAAUAACUACUUGGUGGCGGCCGGCAUGAAAACUGUCGGCAUAUCCGCAGCUGGUGGCGUUGGCAAGGCUACUGCAGAACUGAUCGUUAAUGGAGAGACUGACUUUGACAUGUACGAGCUGGAAAUUUCUAGGUUCUUAGGUUUACAUAACAAUAGAAAGUUCCUGAGAGACCGGGUCAAGGAGGUGCCCUGCAUGCACUACGGCAUCAACUACCCGUACCACGAGUUCCAAACCGGUAGGAACUUGAGGAUGUCACCGGUGUAUCCUAAGCUAAGGGAGGCGGGAGCAGUUUUCGGGCAAGUUAUGGGCUAUGAACGUCCCACGUGGUUCGAUCCUGAGGGUUUACAAGCUUUGAUGAGUAGGAUGCACGAUGAAGAUGAGGACAACGUGGAUUGGUCAAUACCUUACCAAAUAGCUAGCACCAACACUUUCGGCAAACCUCCUUGGUUCGACCACGUUGCCAAGGAAUACGAGGCUUGUAGGGAAGGAGUUGGCAUUAGUGACUAUUCGUCUUUUACCAAAAUAGAUCUAUGGUCUAAAGGCAACGAAGUCGUGGAUGCCCUGCAAUUCAUCUGCUCCAACGACGUGGAUGUACCUGUAGGAAGCAUCAUACACACCGGCAUGCAAAACAAAUACGGCGGCUACGAAAACGAUUGUUCCUUAGCCAGACUGUCAGAAAACCAUUACAUGAUGAUUGCGCCAACCAUCCAACAAACAAGGUGCAAAGUCUGGCUCAAAAAACACUUACCGAAUACGGUCACCUUGUCGGACGUCACCAGCAUGUUCACUGCGUUGUGCAUUAUGGGGCCGUUCACGCGGUUAUUGCUGUCGGAAUUGACGGACACCGAUUUAAAUCCGAAGAACUUUCCCUUUUUUACGUACAAAACUUUGGACAUUGGUCUCGCCAAUGGUAUAAGGACGAUGAAUCUUACGCACACCGGAGAACUGGGAUAUGUAAUGUAUAUUCCUAAUGAGUUUGCCCUCCACGUCUACACAUCCCUGAUCCAAGCUGGAGAAAAGUACAACAUAACCCACGCCGGUUACUACGCAACGAGGGCACUCCGAGUCGAAAAGUUCUACGCCUUCUGGGGCCAAGAUUUGGACACCAGGACGACACCGUUGGAGUGUGGCAGAGUGUGGCGUGUUAAAUUCGACAAAGAAGUGGAUUUCAUCGGAAGGGACGCUUUGAUGAAGCAGAAAGAGGAGGGAAUUAAGAGGAUGUACAUACAACUGAUUCUCGACGAUCAUUGUCACGAGACGGACUUGUGGCCCUGGGGCGGCGAGCCGAUUUAUAGGAACGGCAAGCAUGUUGGAACAUGCACUACCACGGGAUACGGGUAUACCUUUAAGAAACAAGUAUGCUUAGGUUUUGUAGAAAACACCAACGAGGAAGGCGUGAAGCAAAAGGUGACGAACGAAUAUAUCCUUGAUGGCGACUACGAAGUAGAUAUUGCUGGAAUACGCUACCACGCCAAAGCCAACAUACAUUCUCCAAUACUUCCGACGAAAUAUCCGGAUCAAGAACGGGACGUUUAUCAAGCUACAAGAGGAAAGAACGACGAAAAACUAGAAGCUCAACAAAUUGUUAAAUCUGUCUAAGCUAGUCUAGUUAAUUUUUAUUUAUUUGUUGUUUUAUUUUGAAAUACAAACUUGUGAUGUUAAUUUGGUUAGAUGUGUAUAAUUCUUUGUAAAUAUUAUAAAUAAAUUUAUUAUAUAUGUA